Molecule: messenger RNA, 1828 nt
Organism: Colletotrichum acutatum
Lineage: Eukaryota; Fungi; Ascomycota; Sordariomycetes; Glomerellales; Glomerellaceae
Exons: 2
Coding region: 309-1586 (425 amino acids)
Biological process (GO): regulation of transcription by RNA polymerase II
Molecular function (GO): zinc ion binding; DNA-binding transcription activator activity, RNA polymerase II-specific
Source: RefSeq, a predicted model, not a curated record
CGCAGCUCGAGAAACAAAUCGCGGCUGAGGUCCACGUACGUCAAGUAUCAUGGCUUAGAGAAGCUGGGCGAGUAUGCCUAGCUAGCCGUGUGGACGCUUUAAAGUUUGUACACCGGCAAAGUGUUCAUUCAAGUGGAAAAACUUCAAUGGUCGCCUUUAUGUCUCUUUACUGCUGACGACCGAAUCGAUCUGGCACGCUGCGACUUCUGAAGCAUUCGGGGUCUACGGGUUCCCAGGGAUGUGCAUCGGACUUAGACGGUAUUCGAGCCGACAAGCGUACAUCGGUAUAGCCAUCGACCGGACCAACCAUGUACAGACGCUCCCAUAGGAAGUCCCGGAAGGGAUGUGCCGAGUGCAAACGACGCCAUAUGAAGUGCGAUGAGACUCGACCAAGAUGCGUCAACUGUACGAUGGUAGACCGCACAUGUGUAUUCCCAUACGCUGCAGAUCCAGGGUCUGUAGCAAGUUCUACGCGCGAUGAUGAACCCAUGCAGGAUUCCGUGCUGUCAGAUGCCGGGACCUCGAAGCCGGAUUCGCCGUAUGGAUCUCCGACCGGGAGGAGCCCCGCUGUCAUCCCGACUCCGGACUUGGCCCACCUGAUAGUGUAUACCGGCGACAUGGGCCAGCCCGCUCCCAGUAUAUCGGACAAUAUGAUCAACAUGGCGCACAUGAGAUUCCUAGUACACUUUUCUCUAGCACUCGCCGUGCCCGAGCUCGACCCAAGUCUCAUCGAACGAAACACCCAGCUCAUCCUCAAGACAGGGUCCGAUGCCCCGUACCUCAUGCACGAGAUCCUUGCCCUGUCUGCUCGGCAUAUGUCGAUCCUCGAGCCAGAAAACGCAAUGGAAUUCCUACACGACGCAGUUCAGCUACAAACAAGAGCUAUUUCAUUAUUCAACGCUCAAAAGGCGCGGAUAGACGAGCCCAGCUGCGUUCCCCUGGUCCUGUUCUCCGCCAUCCUUGGCCGACAUCUCUGCAUCGACGCACUUGCAUUCCGCAGCGCCAGUCUAGAUCCGUUCAUUGACUGCUACGUGAACUUUGCUAGGAUCCGGAGAGGUGUUAGAGUAAUCGUAAGUCGCGCCUGGGCAUUGUUGAAGACAUCGGAGCUUGUCCCUUUGAUGUCGUGGGGGCUGGGCCUGAGUCGGCUAAAAGGUGUCGGUCCUGAUUGUGAUAGCAUCCUGGACUUGAUAUCUGCAUCACCAAACAUUUCGCCCGCCGAGAAGGAGGUUUACAUGUCUGCUAUCGACCUAAUACAGGUCGCACUAGAUGAUCUAGACACCAGGGUAUUCAUGGGUCGGAAGUACCUGAUCCAGAUGGUCUUUUCCUGGUCACUGAUGGUAUCAGAGGAAUAUACUAGGAAGCUUGCCGAAAGAAAGCCUGAAGCGAUAGCUAUCCUGGCCUAUUAUGCUUCUAUUCUGCAUCUGGCACGGGACCUUUGGCAGAUUGGAGACUCAGGGGCAUAUCUGUUGAACGUUAUCUGCCAACACCUGGGAGAUGAGUGGGCCGAGUGGUUGGCCUUACCCCGGCAGAUUGUUUUCACAGAAACUUCCUACAUUCCAUCACAUUCUCUGCUCCCAUCAAUAUAAAAGAACUGUUAACAUAACGUUUGAAACUGGCCGAGGUAUAACGUGAUGAUUGGUUUUGAGAGAUAGACUACAUUGACCACCAUCCAAAGUUAAGAACUAAUGAGGCUGACAGGGGGUCAAUGAUGGAGUCACACUACGAGACAUAUUUCAAGCCAAGGUUCGACCUCGUUCUCAGAUGGUUAUAAAGCAAAAAGACCAGAUUUUUAUUUUCUACAACUUAAGCAACGCUAAAGGCAUGUGGG